Messenger RNA from Andrographis paniculata, 1595 nucleotides. Its product is annotated as zeatin O-glucosyltransferase-like. Gene Ontology annotation, molecular function: UDP-glycosyltransferase activity. The coding region runs from base 181 to 1545 and encodes 454 amino acids. The record is from RefSeq and is a predicted model, not a curated record. The transcript has 2 exons. Lineage: Eukaryota; Viridiplantae; Streptophyta; Magnoliopsida; Lamiales; Acanthaceae.
AAUAUGUAUACUUUCUAGCUGCUGGACAUAAUGAGGAAUAUAUUUUAUAUUUUCGGCAUAAUUUUUCGUACAACACACCAAAAAUCAAUUUACUCAAUUAUUCGACAAAUUUAAGGAACCAUCCAUCACCCAUAUUAAAGUCCCCAACCUUCUUACACAAUUGCUACCGAAUCCAAAACCAUGGCAGAAACCGUCGUAAUAUUCCUCCCUCUCCCCUGCCAAAGCCACUUAAACCAGCUCCUCCGCCUCGCCGCCGCCGUCGCCGCCCGCGGCCUCCCCGUCCACUAUCUCGGCACCGCCACCCACAACCGCCAGGCCCGCCACCGCUACCCCAAUCAAAUCCCGCCGUCCAUCCAAUUCCACGAUCUCCCCUCUCCUCCAAUCCCCGCCGUCGAUCCCGACCCGUACGCCGCCGACAAAACCCCCCUCCACCUCUCCGCCGCCGCCGCCGCCUACAUGAGCCUACAACAACCCCUCGCCGCCUUCGUCACCGCCGUGCUUUCCUCCACGCCGCGGCGGCGCGCCGUCGUUAUCUACGACCGGAUGCUGGCGGAGACAGCCCGGCCGGCGGUUCUGGUCUCCGGCGCCGACGGCUACGCCUUCAACUGCCUGUCGGCGUUCAAUCUUUUCCACAUACUUUGGGAGGUCGCUGGAAAGCCUUUCCAGGUCCCCGGAGCGGCGCUCCCGGACCUCCCGCCGAUGGAGGUCCUGAUUCCCGGCGCGGCGGCGCUGGGUUUCAUGGCUUCUAGAAGCAUCCAGGAAAGGGCAGGAGAUAUUCACAACACUAUAAGAUUGAUCGACGCCGAUUAUAUUGAUCUUUUUUCGCGGGAAGAAAUUAGCGGGAAGGAUAAGGAGCAGUGGGCGCUGUGGCCAAUCGUGACCGUCCGUGAUGGAUCUCAUCCGGCGGUUGGUAAUCAUUGCCUGGAAUGGCUUGACCGGCAGCCGCCGCGAUCGGUGAUUUACGUUUCGUUCGGGACGACAGUUUCACUGACUGAGGAGGAGGCGGGGGAGAUCGCGGCGGGGCUCGAAUUAAGCGGCCGGAGGUUUUUGUGGGUAUUAAGGGACGCCGACGGAUCGGACAUCUUUUCGGGCGGGAGGCGUAGAAUCGGGCUGCCGGAAGGUUUCGAAGAACGGGUUUCCGGCAGGGGACUGGUGGUGCGGGAAUGGGCGGCGCAGGUGGAGAUAUUAGGGCACGGCGCGACGGCGGGGUUCGUGACGCACUGCGGGUGGAAUUCAUGUCUGGAGAGCCUGGCGGCGGGAGUGGCGGUGGUGGCGUGGCCGAUGCACUCCGAUCAGCCGCUAAAUGCGAUGUUUCUGACGGAGGUUUUAAAAAUGGGGAUUCCGGUGAAGGAUUUGGAGAAGAGGGAGGAGCCGGUGACGGCGGAGAUGGUGGGAAGGGCGGUGGAGCGGCUGAUGGGGUCGCCGGAGGGGGACGCGAUCCGGCGGCGGGCGGCGGAGGUGGGCGGCGCUGUUAGGAAGGCGGCGGAGGAAGGCGGGGAAGUUUGGUUGGAGAUGGAAAGGUUUAUUCGUCAUAUAAGAAGAUAAAGUGGAAUUUGAAAAAGUUAAAUUUAUAAUAAAAUGCUUAUUUAUUAUUA